Messenger RNA from Hemicordylus capensis (graceful crag lizard), 2655 nucleotides. RefSeq lists its product as uncharacterized. Lineage: Eukaryota; Metazoa; Chordata; Lepidosauria; Squamata; Cordylidae. The record is from RefSeq and is a predicted model, not a curated record. Bases 97 to 1155 code for a protein of 352 amino acids. The transcript is spliced from 12 exons.
GCCGGCAGUAUCCAGAGUCACCAUCGAUGAGGAGGUGCCCCAGGUUGGGACUGGGGCGGACUCUUUGGGGAAGAUCUGACAACUGGAGUGGAGAAAAUGGAAAGAGCUGAGGUCAUCCUCUGCUGGGCUGAAUUCUUGACGUCCGUUAUUGACGGUAUUAAGGAUGCCAAGUCCUGUGAAAGUGAGAUGCUGUCGUAUGAAAAAGACAAGGCUGUGGACGCCGUACUGGAGAGUGAGAUGUGGCAGAGAAUGGAAGAGGAUGACCAAGCGCAGGCUCAGUCAAAACCUGACUGCCAAAAGUUGCGAAGAGUCUGCAGAUGCUGCAGAAAGUUCUUUAAGACCUCCCCCAGCAGUGACUCCGAAAAGGGCAAGCCCCCCAGAGGGAGGUUCUGGCCACGAAGCAAGCAGGUUGAGCCGACUCCAGCGCCACCUCCAACUCCCUCAGGGGGUACCCCGGCAGUCUCGGGAGUCACCAUCGGUUUGACAACUAUCCAGGAGGAAGUGGACAGAGCUGAGGUCAUCUUCAGCUGGACCCAGUUCCUGUACGCAGUAAUAGAAGACGUCAAAGACAUCAGGUCGCAGGGUGGUCAGCUUCUGACCUAUGAUAAGGAUGAGGCUGUGCAAGCCGUACUGGAAAUUAUGGAGGAUGUCAAAAAGCAUCCGGACCCUGGGUUCCUGCUGCGGUUAAGCCUGGACGCCGUCACGGAACUCACCAAAAUGAAGCCGCCUAUGCCCUUCAAUCUCAAGGCAGCAGUCCUCAAUGUGGCGGUGUCCGGGCUGAACCAAGUGGACCCAGGGACCCAGGAGAACAUGGCAUCCUUUAAGAAGAUGCUCAGGGGGCUGCUGGAGGAGGCCCCCUCUGUCUACAGCACCAUUGGCAUCUUGAAGGAGCUCCACAGGUAUAUUGAAUCAGAGGAGCCCCGGCUGCAGGCUCUGGGCCGAGAAGCCUACGUCUACGUCCUGCAGCAUGUGGCCAGACUGCCCAAUGUGGAACUGACCACACACAAGGCUCUCUUGCGCAUUGAAGAUGACUUGACUCAUCAUUUGAUUCAAAGCACCAUCAAAGAUGAUCUUGUCCUGGAGGACUUCAAUGAGGAGGAGGAGUCUGCUAAUUGUAUGAGUAUCAGAAUGGAGCGGGUGGGAGUGGUUGAAUAGCCAUUUGAGCCGGAGACUCAAUCUUUUGUCUUUUUCUUUGGUUUUCUAGGCUGAGAGAGAACAACUACUCCAACAAGAAUAGAACUUGGUUACCCAGUGGCAGUAGAUUCAGGACAGACUGCUUUGCACAAUGCAUCUUUAUGUUGCGGGAUUCCCUUCGAGAUGUCGGGAGUGCCACCGGCUUCGCUUAAGAAUUACGCCAAUUAAUGGAAGAUAGGUCUGUCGAUAGACAGGUGAGCUCUGGGGAGCCCGGUGAAGGAUUGCAGGUAUCCCUCUGAGGGAAUGGAUGCUGAGGAAAAACAGAAGAAAGAACAGGGAAAGGCGGAGAGGACUUGCCCCAGCUUGUGGCCCAUUUUAUCCUCCGAUGCCAAUCUCUGGAAAAAAGAUACUUUCCCCCUGCUUAGUUGCCUAUGUGCCGUGAGCGUCUGGAGUUGCUUCUUGUGAAUGGGUUGGUUGGUGGGUUGGGUAUUUUUCGAUCUCCCCUUUAUGAUACUAGUUGGAAAGAAAGUCACUUCUGCUGUAUUAGAUUGACUGGCCUGGAUCAUGUGACGUUCUUUCUUUCUUUCUUUCAUGACAGGCUAGAACUACUGAUGGAUGGGCUAACAGUCCAAAUUCCAAAACAGCCAUCCCAGUUCCUAGAGGAAAGCUCUCUCUCUCUCUCUCUCUCUCUCUCUCUCUCUCUCUCUCUCUCAUUUUAUUGAAUGUAAGUACAAAUAGCUGGCUCUUUCUUUCAGGUUUGAGGUCAUUCAGUAAUAAGUCUUCCCCAAUGCAAACUCUUUUGAGGGUUACAAUUUUAUAUUUUGUUUUCCCCCAGUGUUAUAGUAGUGUUGCUUGUCAAAGUGAAAGUGGCUCUCAUAUGGAAACCCUGACACCUUCCGUGCACACGUAAGAACAGGAUCACUGGUUCGUGUUCCCAUAUGGAAGUGUACACAAACAUUGAAUGCAGCUCUAAACCAGCCAGGAUCCACCAAGCCAAGUGUCGUCAUAUACGUUGGCCCACCCGGCCUCAAUGAACCUCCUGUCUUGGCUGCUGUCUUUGACUCAGCAGAUCCCCAUUUCUGUCAUCCUGAUUCCAUCCCUUCGGUCUUGUGUUCCAGACAGCAAUCGUGUGUAGGAUCUGUAAAGCUUUUGCUCAAAUUCCAAGCACAGUGGUCUCACCCUACAGACACCCUUCAGGUUACUCCUGAAAUGGGAAACAUGUUCUUUGGCUCUAAUUUCAUUUUCUGACAUUAGAAACCGGAUAGAUCCAAUUUGGAAGUAUUUAUUUUUUAUAAUUUAUUCUAUUUCUAUACCGCCCUUCCAAAAAUGGCUCAGGGAGGUUUAAACAGAGAAAUAAUAAAUCAAUAAGAAGGAUCCCUGUCCCCAAAGGGCUCGCAAUCUAAGAAGAAACAUAAGACAGACACCAGCAACUGUCACUGGAGAUACUGUGCUGGGGGUGGAUAGGGCCAGUUACUCUCCCCCGCUAAAUAAAGAGAAUCACCAAGUUAAAGGUACCUCUUU